GGUUGGUCCGCGCCCCGCACUUCCGAGGAGCACCGCCCUCGGCGUCCGCAGCCGCCGUCAUGCCCCGGCCCGCGCUGCCCGCUCUCCCGCUGCUGUUGCUGGGCCUGGUCACCGCCGCCGUCGCGGACUGUCCUUCAUCUGCCUGGGUUCAGUUUCAAGACAGUUGUUACAUUUUUCUUAAAGAAGCCGUCAAAGUAGGAAGCAUAGAGGACGUCAGAAAUCAGUGUACUGACCAUGGAGCAGACAUGGUAAGCAUACAUAAUGAAGAAGAAAAUGCUUUUAUACUGGAUACUUUGAAAAAGCAAUGGAAAGCCCCAAGUGAUAUCCUACUAGGCAUGUUUUUUGACACAGAUGAUGCACGUUUCAAGUGGCUUGAUCAGUCAAAUAUGACAUUUGAUAAGUGGACAGACCAAGAGGAUGGUGAGGAUCUGGUCGACACUUGUGCCUUUUUGCACACCAAGACAGGUGAAUGGAAAAAAGGAGAUUGUGAGAUUUCUUCUAUGGAAGGAACCCUUUGUAAAUCAGCUAUCCCAUAUGAAAAGAAAUAUUUAUCAGAUAACCACAUUUUAAUAUCAGCUUUGGUGAUUGCUAGCACAGUAAUUUUGACAGUUUUGGGAGCAAUCAUUUGGUUCCUGUACAAAAGAAACUUGGAUUCUGGUUUCACCACAGUUUUUUCAACUGCACCCCAAUCACCUUAUAACGACGACUGUGUUUUGGUAGUUGCAGAAGAAAACGAGUAUGCUGUUCAAUUUGACUAAUAUUUUGGAAAUCUCAGAUUAAGGUGUCAAAUACUUUGACAGUGAUUCCUGUGCAGGAUUUUAAUGUAAAACUUGGCAAUGAAAAUUAGUUUUUAUGGUUUAUUUCCUUAUUCCAGUAACGUUCAUUAUUCUCAUGUAAUCGCUGUGACAAAAAUUGAUCUUUAGGUUCUUAUAAGAACUUUUAAAAAAUAAUCAUAGAUAUAAUUUAGUAGUUUUAACCACUUCCCUAAAUGCACCUUUCACUUGAAACAGUUUAAAUAAAGCCCAAAGUAGUAAAGCAGAUAAAAAUAACCCAGUCUACUGCUCUAUCUUCCUUCCGAUUUAAUUGAACCACCGUGGGUUAUAGUUGAAUUAAAACAAAAACAAAACCAAAACUCUCCCUACCACUGUAGUUUUACAAUCACCAGGUCUUUACAGUUUCUAGGUCUUGCUCCUUUAUUAAUAAACAAGAUACGGGAAAUAAAAGACUGUUAAAUAGAUCCACAUGCUAUUUACUAUGGCAGAUAAUUCCUCUAAUAUUUUUUAUCUUCCUUUUUGAGUUAGAUGUAGAAAAUAUUGUAGAUUUUAAGGAGCCCAUAUUUCACAUAAUUUUACAAUUUCAUUACUUUAGAACAUCACUUUGGAGCAGAAAUAGUAUUUAGCAUUGAUCACAAAUGGUUAGAACUUCAACAAAAUUUUAUAGAUUUUUUGAAACAGUAAGAUUACAGCUAUACCAGGAAGGUGUGGAGGAGGCUGGCAGUGAGGCUAACACUUUUACCAUAGAGCCCCUUUAAGGAUUUUUCUCCUACCACCAGAUCUGUUCCUAAGGUAUCUCAUGCUCUCCAACUACUGAUGAACUAGCCAUUCAAUGACAUGAAAACUAUGUAAGCAAAAACUCUAGAAAAACACUACAUACUACUGUAGUGGUGAUGCUCAAAGUUUUCAGUGAAUGUACAUUUUAAGACAAAGGUGAAAAUCAUUUUGGGGGUAAAAAAUGAAAAUGAAAGCUCUGAAGCAAGAAUGAUUUUCCUUAUCCUUUAUGGCUUAAAAAUAAAAGAUAAAGAAUAUGCAGAGUUCACAUAAAAUUAGAUUUACUCUAUUUAGAAACUUGGAAGCUCAAAGAAGUCAUCUCUCUCCCUAACCCACAUGCCAUCAGUUAUGGGGAAUACUUAAGGGAACAUACACUCUCUCUCAUGCUUGACCAAUGGCAACAAAGCCCCAGCUUGUGCCAUCCGUUUACACUGGCACUAUGAAUAACAUCCUUCAUCACAACUGAUGGCACUAUUGUUUACUGACACAGGAAAAACUACGAAGUGAUGACAGGACUAUACAGUGUGGCUAUGUGGUACUAAACGAGCAGAUGUUACACUAGCUUUAGUCCACAAAACAAUUACAAUCUGUAAGAGCUUUAAACUUCUGAGAUCUUGGAUACUGUCUAUUUUAUUAUUGAUAAGCCGAGUGGUACAAAUAGUGAACAGACUGGAAUUCCUUCCUUUUUCUAUUCAAGUUCUACCAGUCCUUUAAGAACUAGGCAUGAUCCUAACUCUUCCUUAAAAUUUUCUCUAAUAGUCAAAUUUCUACAAUGUCCAAUAUGGUAGCCACAAGCUACAUGUGGCUAUUUAAAUAAAUUAAAAUUAAAUAUAACUUUACGUUCAGUUCCCUAGUUGCAUGAGGCACACUUCAAAUGCUCAAAACACGUGUAGUUAGUAGCUACCAUGUUGAGCAAAACAAAUUAUAGAACAUUUCCAUUAUCACAAAGUUUUAUCGGACAGUGCUGCUGUAAAAUCUCCCCUUCCACUUAACUCCCAUACAACUAAUUUUCUUCUGUUCAUUUUGAUAACUUCUACCCAGUGGUAGCUCUUCCAAAACGGCUGCUUUAACUUGAUUUAAUUUUCCACAUUUGAUUUCAUCUUUCAAGUAAGUUCUUAGAGGUCCCUGGUAGUGAAGUAGUAACUGUUAAUUUUCUUCAUGUAUCAGAACAUCUGUAACCAGCCCUUGUAUCUAUUUGGUGGUCAACAGCUAACUGGAUCGGUCAAAUCUGUAUUUAUUUUUAACAUUAAGAAUAACAAAGUUCUUGUUUACAUUCAAAAUGUAUGAAUUUCUUUUUUGAACAUCUUGGUUCUAGCUAAUAAGGACAAUAUAAAUUCUUAGGUUUGGCAAGUAUCUAGAGAGAACAGUAUUACAACUUCAUUUUCCUAGGAAUUUGCAUUCUACAUAUGGUCUCUAUUUGUUAGGGUUUAAAAGUAACAACCAGUGAAAACACUUUCCUUAUUCCCUCUAACUCAUACUUACAGGGUAUUGGAAGCUUAUACAAUACUGAAAUAUGAAACAGUAAGUGGUACUAAGGCACUAUGAGAAUACUAUAAAGCUCAAGCCACUGUGUAUCUGUCAUUAAGCAUUUCAUAUAACAAAACUAUAAACUGCAUGCCAAUGGAAUGUUUUCUACUAUUUAAAUUUUUAAAUAAAAAGUUUUGUGGGUUAAGCAGAAGAUACUUAAUUUGCAUGCUGAGUUCUAUUAAAAGUGUCAAUGUUUCAAACUCAAAGCAUCCCUAAAGACCUGGACAAGAUACUGAAACUGGCAUCCUUAAAUUUUGUAUUUUUUCUUUAAGGCAAUGCAAAGGUAACCUGUGAGUUGAGCAAAUGUUUUAGAAAGUUAUAUAUUUUUAUAUGAAACAGGAUUUUAUUUAAUAAAGUUCUUGGCUCUAA
Leptonychotes weddellii (Weddell seal) is the source of this 3443-nucleotide messenger RNA. RefSeq names its product CD302 molecule (gene CD302). NCBI's taxonomy places the organism in Eukaryota, Metazoa, Chordata, Mammalia, Carnivora, Phocidae. The record is from RefSeq and is a predicted model, not a curated record.